UAAUAUAAUAGUUAUUUGCAAGAAAAAUGAAAUAAAUAAAAAAAAAUUCGCAUAUUGGAUUAUCUAAUUUAUUUGUUACUGCGGUGAGGUUAGAACUCAACGUAAUACAGCCGGGCGGCUAUUAAAGCAAUAAAUUGUCGACUGGCAUACGCUAUCGUUACUUCCAGCUACGACAGCUACCGCGGCUAUCGGUAGCCGGCUAUAAUCAUUAGCUGUCUAUGUCGACGACAGAUAAACUAGCUGCGGCUAUUAUUUGUAUAUCCGCUAUAUAGCUGGUUAUGGGUAUAGUUACACAUCGCUAUCCAUCCCUUGUCACUGUCACUUGUCAGCGCCAUAUUAGUUUUGAUUUGGAAGACUGUGAGUGGUGUGAAGUGUGCUUUAAAUACGUAUAUUAUUCAAACUUUUACUCUUUUAUGCUAGUGUAUAGUUAAUUUUUAGGAAUUUUAUAUAGUUUAUAGAAUAAGUAUUAUAUUUUCAAUAAUGGAUGUGCUGCUAACAUUGCUUUACGUGUUAUUUUCAAUAUGUGUGUUAUAUCCACCCACGGAGUUCGUAUCAGCUGGCUUCGUCAUCGCUCAGCUAUUUGAAAACUAUUUGGGUUCGGAAAAAAAGAACUUUAUUGAAUAUCAUACGAAGAGGAUAACGAUGACCGCUCUAAUACAUUCCACGUUACCAUUUGGGUAUGUAAUUUGUUUGUGGUGCGGGGGCGAGCGAGGGCCGUGGAUGUUGUCGGCGGCUGUGGGAACAGCGAUUUUACCAAUAAUGAUGUGCUAUAAGAUACUGUGUUGGUGGGAAUACAACAGUACCAAACAUCCCGCUGUGAGGUCGCUGCUAUAUUAUGCCUCACCUGGACAAGAUUGGCGAGUGGUGGCUAACAGCCUUAAUAUUGAAUUUAGAAGUGUUGAUAAAGUGUCCGUACCAUUAACAGCUACAAGUAAAUUUGUAGCCACUGAAACCUGGCUCAUAAAAGUGUCACAAUACAAGUUGAAUAUUGUGAAGCAGGACGACUGCACACUCAUGGUUACUGCUACGGACAAUCAUAAUGUCACAUCAUCGGGAGAAGACAAAAUUCAAUAUGUGAAUAUAGAAGCAAUUCCAUCUGUUGACGAAGUGGAGCGCUUCGUGUUUCGUGUGUCGACAGCUGCUAUGAGGGACCUGCUGCAGAGGCUGGCCCGCCCCAUAAGGGUGCCCGAACACCUAUCUCUCUUAACCACUCAGAUCGAGAGAUUUGUCGCAGUGUUCAAGCAACAUAUUGAACAGAAUCCUAUUUAUUAUGUGGACCAGGAAAUAGAACAGUGCAUCUGUUGUAUGCAGAGUCAAGCGGACGUGAAGAUCACGCGCCGAUGUUUGGCACCUCCACCACAUUUAGGGGGCGGCCUACAGCAGUGCAAAAAUUGUAACUGCAGGGUGCUGUGGUGCGCGGCGUGCAUAGGGCGGUGGUGGGCGACGCGCGCGGCGGGCCCGCAGGAGCGGUGGCUGGCGGGCCGCUGCACGUGCCCCGUGUGCCGCGCGCCCUUCUGCCUGCUGGACGUGUGCCCCGCGCGCCCCGCGCGCCCCGCGCCCCGCUCCCAGGCUCCAGUCUAGUUGUCCAACUGCAUACUUGCACUUAAAAUGAACAACUCUAGUGCUGACCGAACUUUGAACAAAGUUUUUUACAAGGUCGGCUCUCAAUGAAAUAAAUCUGUUUUCUUCUUUUAAUUAUUAUUGAAUUAAAGCAAUGAAUUCUAAUUUUUUUUUUUUAUUCUUUGACUACUCGCCAUGAUAUUAAUAUUUUGUAAUUGUAACGAUUUGUAACUUGAUACUUGUCAAUAGGUAUUGUUUUAUACGAAUUAAUACCCGUUAGACGGUUGCUGUUCUUGCAGUAACUGAAUUCAGUCGUCAGAUACAAGUAGCCUACAAAAUUUGUGUGGGAUAUUUAUAAGAGAUGGCCGUUUUCUUUAUUUUAGAACAUAAUUUUUCGUAUUUUUAAGUGAACAAAAUUUUUACUAUUAUAGUUUUUAAUUGUACCACCAACAAAAAAUUACUCUAUUUGCCGGUAAUUAGUAUAACUUUAGAAAUAUCUUACUUAAUUUUAUAAAUGUGAAAAUUUGUAAAUAUAUAUGUUACAUGUUUGAAUGUUUGAAACUGCUGAAUAGAUUGGAAUCAAUGGUAAAUUGUGUAUUUAAAUGUUUGAUGAUAAAUGUAUUUGAAUAUAAUAUUACCCACCUAAUGUAAUUCUAUUUUUACACAAUCCAUUUUUAUAUUGUAAUUAAAUAUUAUUAAUCGAUUUAUAUGUACAUUAUUGGUGCUUAUAGAGGCUGUGAUUUUUUUUAAACUUAUACAUUUUUUAAUAUUUAUAAUUAGGUUACCAAUGAUUUGUAAGUAAUUUCGAAUGUUUAAACUAGGUAAAUGUUGCUUAAAUUAGUGUCUAAAUAUAUAAAUAAAUGUAAAUAAAUGUAUUCAUUUAUUUUAAUCUUUUGUUUAAUUUUUUUUUUUUUUGUAACCAUUAACCCUUAUUUGAAAACAUUAAAACCAUAAACCUGCUACACUAUUUUAUUAUUUCAGCCGCUAACUGUCCGCUGGUGGACAUAAGCCUUCCCAGUAAGGGGAGUUUUGCAACUGCUGUUGCCACGCUCGGCAGGCGGAUUGGCAACAGCAGUUAGCCCAUUGUGACGAA
Messenger RNA from Galleria mellonella (greater wax moth), 2653 nucleotides. RefSeq names its product E3 ubiquitin-protein ligase TM129-like. Gene Ontology annotation, molecular function: ubiquitin protein ligase activity. The transcript is spliced from 5 exons. NCBI's taxonomy places the organism in Eukaryota, Metazoa, Arthropoda, Insecta, Lepidoptera, Pyralidae. The record is from RefSeq and is a predicted model, not a curated record. The coding region runs from base 481 to 1581 and encodes 366 amino acids. Gene Ontology annotation, cellular component: membrane; endoplasmic reticulum. Gene Ontology annotation, biological process: protein ubiquitination.